Molecule: messenger RNA, 933 nt
Organism: Mus musculus (house mouse)
Lineage: Eukaryota; Metazoa; Chordata; Mammalia; Rodentia; Muridae
Gene: Vmn1r47
Product: vomeronasal 1 receptor 47
Exons: 1
Coding region: 1-933 (310 amino acids)
Biological process (GO): sensory perception of chemical stimulus; G protein-coupled receptor signaling pathway
Cellular component (GO): plasma membrane; membrane
Molecular function (GO): pheromone receptor activity
Source: RefSeq, marked provisional
AUGAAUGAGAACAGCAGACUACACACUCAUUCUAACAUAAGGAACACCUUUUUCUCUGAAAUUGGCAUUGGGAUCUCAGGCAACAGUUUCCUUCUUCUCUUCCAUAUCAUCAAGUUCUUUCGUGGGCACAGGCCCAGACUCACUGACCUGCCCAUUGGUCUCUUGUCCCUAAUCCACCUACUGAUGCUACUGGUUGCAGCGGUCAUAGCCACAGACAUUUUUAUUUCUUGGAGGGGAUGGAAUGACAUCAUAUGUAAAUUUCUUGUCUACCUGUACAGAAGUUUGAGGGGUCUCUCCCUUUGUACCACCAGCAUGUUGAGUGUCCUCCAGGCCAUAAUCCUCAGUCCCAGAAGCUACUGUUUAGCUAAGUUCAAGCGCAAAUCUUCUCAUAACAUCUCCUGUGCCAUUAUUUUCCUGAGUGUCCUGUAUAUGUCAAUUAGCAGUCACCUCUUUAUAUCCAUCACUGCCACCCUCAAUUUGACCAUGAAUAACUUUCUUUAUGUUUCUCAGUCCUGCUCUCUUCUACCCUUGAGUUACCUCAUGCAAAGCAUGUAUUCUACACUGCUGGUCCUCAGGGAAGUCUUUCUUAUUGGUCUCAUGGUCCUCUCAACUUCAUACAUGGUGGCCCUCUUGUGCAUGCACAGGAAACAGGCCCAGAAUCUUCAGGGUACCAGUCUUUCCCUCAAAGCAUCCGCAGAGCAAAGGGCCACCCAGACCAUCCUGAUGCUCAUGACCUUCUUUGUGCUGAUGUCCAUCUUCGACAGCAUUGUCUCCUCCUCAAGAGCUAUGUUCUUGGAUGAUUCAACAUGUUAUUCUAUAUAUAUCUUUGUGAUGCACAUUUAUGCCACAGUUAGCCCUUUUGUAUUUAUGAGCACUGAAAAACAUUUAGUUAACUUCUUUAGGUCCAUGUGUGAGUGGAUAAUAAAUAUGUGA